UCAUUAAGCAGUGCAGGCAACAACAGCAGCAGCACUGAGUGCUUUGUUCUGUCCUGUAAAAUAUCCCCAGCGUGGUUCCAUCCAUUCAGCUCUUAGUGACUGAUGUUUACUUUCCAUUCCUGCUGACUGUGCUUCCAGACAGUAAAUGGGGACCCGGUCAGCUGAGCAGAGGAUAUCCUACCUUGAGUCAUGCUGUGACGGGUCAGAUGACAGGCACUGAGUGAUGAAAACAAAGGGAAGCACAUAAUCUAUCCUGAGCCUAAAAAAAGAUAUCACAGCACGAACAUAUUUAAAGGCCUUUUUUUCAAAGCAGAUGCAUGGAUUGGCCUGGUAGUAGCAGGCUUUUUAGAGACGGGACUGCUGUUUUCUGCAGCCGGUAGUGCUAGGUGGCGAUGUAACUGGAAUGGAUGAUGUGUGUGAGAACUGUGCACAGGUGCUGUGGAACUACCUUCAGAUGCACCACCCCCUCGUUCAGGUUCGUUCAGAUGCACCACCCCCUCGUUCAGAGUGAUGUGAUAAUUGGCCUGGGCUGCCAUGAUAUUCGGGUUGCGGAGCGAUCGGCCAGCCUGUUCCUGGAGGGAUGGGCUUCCUGGCUGCUGUUUACAGGAUACCUGGGGAACCAGACUGCAGGUGUCUGGCAGCGUCCAGAAGCUGAAAUCUUCACUGAUGUUGCUGUUAAAAUGGGCGUCCCCAGGGACAGGAUAUUGCUGGAGACUAGAGCCACCAAUACAGGGGAGAACAUCAGGUUUUCCUAUCAAGUACUGAUGGAGCAAAGUAUUCCAGCUUGCAAGGUAAUACUGGUCCAACAGCCAUUCAUGGAGCGGCGGGUGUAUGCAACCUUCCUGCAGCAGUGGCCUGCAGAGAACACACAAGCCAUCGUCACCUCCCCUGCGCUCCAGCUCCAAGGCUUCCCCAACCACCAAGUGGGCAGCAUGCAGGACCUCAUCGGAUACAUGUUAGGUGUUCUUGAAAGAAUCCGGGAUUAUCCUCAGAAAGGCUUUCAGGUGGAACAGGAGAUCUCGUCUGAGGCUCUAGAUGCCUAUCAGUGGUUCUUACAAGCAGGCUAUAGACCUAAAUGAAGUGGCACAAGUUAAAGGAUUCUUCCUUUUCUGGUAUUAAUACUUUAUCUCAGGAUGAGAUGUGCUGCUGUUUAGAUCAAUGAAAUAGACCCUGUUAUGUCUAGAAAUGUGCUGCUUAACAUACUCGCACGUGGAAGGCUGAGGCUUCAACUCGCUGUCAAACUGCUGUUCAGGAUCAAUGCAAAAGAGACAUGCAGUGCUGUGCUGUAGGUGGGAAAAUGAAGCAUGCGACCCAGUCCCUCAUGCGUUCCGAGCACUUGUGAAAAUUAGAUUAAGUGUUAAGAAUCUCCUGCCUCAGUAUGUUUAAAACAUUACAUUCUUGUUGCACAAUGUCAGUGCUUUCCUGCAUCUAAAUAAUUUCAUUAACGGAAAAAAACCCCAAUAUGCCCAUGUUUAUUUAAAAAAAACUGUUUUGAAUAAAUUAUAUUCAACUGUUAAUGAGCAUCAUAAUUGGUCCCAUUGAAUCCUGCUGUAACCAAGGCAGCUGCUGUGUAUGCUAAGCAACUUAGCAGUAGGUCAGCUGCUCCUGGUGGGUUAGUCUCACUUAGCCCAUGCUGAGUGGUCUGCAACAUGCAGCUUGAAUUAUGCAGUCCUUCCAUAUGACUAACGUGUAGUUUUAAAACUAGGUGUAAAGUAAAUCACAAUGACAGAAAAGUGUGACUGUACAGAAGGAAGCAUCACUUGAAAGUGUGUCUAUUGAUUUAGUUUCUUCCAGCUUUAUCUUUGAGUUCUGAUUGAGUGUUUUGAAGUCAUAGCCGACAACCACAGAUAAAGUGUUGUAACAAAACAUGACAAAGUGAAACAGUGGAAAUGAAAUACUGUAUAGUAAACUGCAAAGUGAUUUACUGUUUAAUUUGUCAUUAAAUAACCCUUCCAGGCAGAA
This is a messenger RNA of Acipenser ruthenus (sterlet), 1962 nucleotides long. RefSeq lists its product as uncharacterized. The record is from RefSeq and is a predicted model, not a curated record. NCBI's taxonomy places the organism in Eukaryota, Metazoa, Chordata, Actinopteri, Acipenseriformes, Acipenseridae. Bases 408 to 1079 code for a protein of 223 amino acids. The transcript is spliced from 6 exons. Gene Ontology annotation, cellular component: plasma membrane.